GUUCGCCCGAGAAAAGAGGGGCACGGAUAGAGGAGGAAGGUGAAAAACAGCAGCAGCCCGACCACACAGGGAGGGGAGGAGUACUACAGUCGCCUGCUCCUCCACACAAACAGUUUCUCCAGGCCACCAGAGCGGCUUAUCUGACGAGGGGAAGCUUCAGUUCUCGCCAGCAACCACUCGCACCAUCCGACUGACCGAGCGCUAACUUAGCUUCAGAUUAGCCGGCUAAGCCCACCCAGCGCAGCGCCAUUAUAUGAUCCACUUUCCAGCGACACUGCUAGCGUUACUGCCCUCCAUGUGGGUGAGGGACCUCUGUGUCUCGGAUUAUGGCGAGAAAAACAGUUAGCAGGAAAAGGAAGGCAGGGGAGCUCAAGGAACAACAGCUUGAUUGGUGCCAGUCUGUAUAUAAGCGUGCCCGUAUAUCAUCUUUGUCGCGGCAUGCCCAGCAGUGGUGGCAGGGUCAUCAGUCAGUGGUUUGUGCUAUCCGGGGACGGGAAUUCCGCCCACAGCAGCAGCAUGAAUGGAGGUUCCAGCGCAGCUUGCGUGGCUUUGCAGCCGGCCGCAUUCCUGGAAUCCUCCGAGAGCGAGAGUUCUCCCUGGGCUGCCUCAACAAAGUGUUUGCCUCUCAGUGGCUCAAUCAUCGUCAAGUGGUGUGUGGGACCAAGUGCAAUACGCUGUUCGUGGUGGACGUCUUAACAGGACAGAUUACCCGGAUUCCCAUGCUGAAGGACAGAGAAGGAAGGGGAGGGGGCUCCCUUGGCCCACUUUUUCAUGCUCCGGGCUCAGCUGCUGGACUGGAUGCCCAGCAGGGCUGUGGCAUCCAUGCCAUUGAGCUCAACCCUUCUCGCACCUUGUUGGCCACUGGAGGAGAUAACCCGAACAGCCUGGCUGUUUACCGGCUGCCCACUCUAGACCCUGUCUGUGUGGGUGAUGAUGGACACAAUGACUGGAUCUUCUCCAUUGCGUGGAUCAGUGACACCAUGGCUGUUUCUGGUUCUCGGGAUGGCUCCAUGGGUCUUUGGGAGGUGUCUGAAGAGGUGCUGAACCUGGCUGAGAAACAGCAGGCUGAGGAGGGAGUCCCCUGCUAUGCCCACAUCUCCCAUCGUGCCCUUAAAGACAUCCCUAAAGAGUACACUCAUCCCUACAACUGUAAAGUGCGCGCCCUAGCCUUCAAUAACAGCCAUAAGGAGUUGGGUGCGGUGUCUCUAGAUGGAUAUUUUCAUUUAUGGAAGGCAGAAGACAACUUGUGUAAGGAGCUGUCUACUAAGCUUCCUUACUGCAAGGAGAAUGUGUGCCUGGCAUAUGGACUAGACUGGUCUGUGUAUGCUGUCGGUUCCCAGGCUCAUGUGUCCUUCCUUGAUCCUCGGCAAGCUUCCCAGAACAUCAAGUCUGUGAGCUCCAGGGAGCGUGGCAGUGGGAUCCGCUCUGUCAGCUUCUAUGAACACAUAGUGACAGUGGGCACAGGCCAAGGCUCCCUACUCUUCUAUGACAUCAGAGCCCAGCGUUUCCUUGAUUGUGUGUCCAGUCUUCCCGGCGGGUACCGGAAGUGCACUGCAGAGGGCAUCCUAAAACUCACCACAGGGAGAGGCUGGCUGAACCAUGAUGAGACGUGGAGAAGCUACUUCUCGGAUAUCAGCUCGUUCCCCAACGCCGUCUACACACAUUGCUACGACGAUUCUGGCACCAAACUGUUUGUGGCUGGAGGACCUCUGUGUUCUGGGCUGCAUGGAAAUUACGCCGGUCUCUGGAGCUAGCCUCCUCCAUCCAUCUCCUUCGGCACUUCCGCUUUCUCCAUCAUACAUGUUUCAGUAUACGCACCGGUCAUCAUUGCUCCACUCCAUGUUUGCAGCUCUCUUUCACUCUUUUAUUCAUCCCUCAGUUUGUCUUCUCUGUUUUCAGUGGACUCAGGAGAGUAAAUAUGAUUCUUCACAUUUCUAUAAUGUCUGUGUGUCCUGUUGUCAUAGUAAGGUGUCGUCCGCCUCUUUUUUUCUCUUUUUAUUCAUUUCUUCCUCAGCUCUCCAUUGGUUGUCAUGUCUGUAACAAAGCAGAGCUUUGAAUGGCAGUGAGGUGCUUGGUGUGACAUUGCCUCUAUAAACUCUGGUUACAUAUAAAGGUGUAUUAAAAUAUUUAAUAGCCUUUUCAGGAUAUUCAUUCAUCCAGUUCAUGCUUAUGGUUUCCACCCUUCUGAGUGGUGUGUCUUGAGGAUAACGAGGCUUAGUGGCAAGGCUUGGAGGAAGUCUGUUAUUUCAGUGCAGACUGUUUGCUGACCCUGUGGUUUGUUCCUCUCUCUGGCAUUGGACUGAAGUACAGAGAAGAUGAACAAUCGAAAAGACUGGAUUGGAUGGGGAACUUCACUCUGUUUGAAAAUAGAGAACCACCUUAGCUUUACUGUGCCAUAAUAUGCCAUGAUGGUCACAAAGGGAUCAGGGUCCACAGAACUGCAAGCGGAUGUGUUUGGAGAAAACGUCUGAACGAAACAUGGACAUGAGCUCAGACAGUUGCAGACAUUUUUCAUUUUCUUUAGUUUCCUUUGCUGGUGAGAAGAAAUGAUGACAGUUUCAGAAAGUUAACACCACAGGAACUGAUUCUGCUUCUGUGGUUGACACUGUUGACACUGACCCGUAUUGAAGAACGACUUUAAUUUAAUUGUCCUGCUUUGUGAGUGACAACGUUAGAAAUGCUUUUUUUUUUUUUUUUUUCUUUUUUCUUUUUCAAUGCUGAGUAUAAUUUAUUUUGUCCCCUUAUGUCACUAGCACUCAUGGUGUUCAGGUACAAUCAUUUUGUUAGUGUUGCUUCUGAACUUCUAUCAGGGGAAGAUUAUUCAUCUAUGUUUCCUCUAUUAUUGAGCAGAGGCAGGGCAGUAGUGAGUGAUAUUGUUGCCUUUCCUGAGUCUUUCUGUGAAAGACUGUUGCAGGUUGACGUGUUUUGUUUGAUUUUUGAUUUUUUUUUUUUUUUUCUCGAAAUACAUGAAACCCUCUUGGAAUCAUUGCAAAAAUAGCAGAAAAAGAAUUGCUAGAACAAAGAGAGUAGAUGUGAUAUGACCAUAUAUUAUACAAAUAACCAUCACUUUUAAAGCGUAUUUUAUAUAUAAAUGUGUGUAUAUGUAUUUGGAAUCCUAUAGAGGGAGAACACAUUUUAUGUAAACGUUUCAGGAUGUGUGUGUGUGUGUGUGUGUGUGUGUGGACUUACCGUUAUUAUUUCGGUGGUGCCCUCUUUUUUUUAUUUUUAUUAUUUUUUUUUUAUACACACUACAUGAAUGUUUUUACAAAUUACGGAGUCUGAAAACAUACACUUUCAGAAACAGAAAACAGCAACAAAAACAACCCAAGGAAUUGUUUAAAGAGGAAAAAAAGAAUAAAAGUCUAUUGAUGUAUAUUUCUUCCAUUUU
This is a messenger RNA of Pygocentrus nattereri (red-bellied piranha), 3388 nucleotides long. It is a transcript of the gene dcaf12, whose product is annotated as DDB1 and CUL4 associated factor 12. Gene Ontology annotation, cellular component: Cul4-RING E3 ubiquitin ligase complex. The transcript is spliced from 9 exons. The record is from RefSeq and is a predicted model, not a curated record. Lineage: Eukaryota; Metazoa; Chordata; Actinopteri; Characiformes; Serrasalmidae. The coding region runs from base 327 to 1754 and encodes 475 amino acids. Gene Ontology annotation, molecular function: protein binding.